UAUAGCUAAACCCGCAAUCCAGCUAAGAAAACGUUUAACAGAUAAUAAUAAUAAAAAAGACAUACAGAAACUCUCGCAGAAAGACAACGGGUUGCAACGUCUGGACGGAUUGCUCACCCCCCUUCUUCACCUGCCGCUGGUAUUUUAGUUCGUCACUUUCCGUGUCUGCCGAGCAGUGACGAAGCUUCCAGCAGCGGUUACAGCGCGAGCUGUAUAUAAACGGCUCCGCGGGUGCACGAGCUGCCAGAGAGGCUCGAGCCAGCACCAGGGACAGCAUCAGCGUUCACAUCAUCACAUCAACACCGCGGCUUCGUGUACUCCGCGUCACCCCGACCCAUUCACCCCAAACGCCGUUUAAACACCGUUUAACCACCCGACGAAAGAGAGGGGAGGAUGGAGCCGAAGAAGGGGCGCGCUUUUCAGUCUUCGGUUUAUUUUUCUGUCACCCGGUUUUUUAUUCUGGCAUGUAUGGUCGUUUCCGAGGUGACGGGGCAAGAGAAACAGCUUCCCAUUUGUACAGAGUCGGAUUACCAUUACCAGUACACUGAAUGUGACAGUGUGGGCUCCAGGUGGAGAGUGGCUGUGCCUCACACCCCAGGAAUCUGCACAGGCCUGCCAGACCCAGUGAGGGGAACAGAGUGCUCUUUCUCCUGCAAAGCGGGGCAGUUUCUGGAGAUGAAGACGCAGUCCUGUAAAGAGUGCGUGGAGGGCACUUACUCCCUGGGGACCGGCGUGAGGAUUGAUCAAUGGGACACACUUCCACCAGGAUUUUCAAACACUGCAUCAGACCCCAAUGGGGAGUACGCUGACGACAUGGCAAACUGCUCCAAUUCGAUAUGGAAACCCCAGGGAGAUUACAUUGCCUCUAACACAGAUGAAUGCACCUCCACACUGAUGUAUGCUGUGAACCUUAAGCAGUCUGGCUCCAUCUCCUUUUCCUAUUUCCACCCCGACAGCAGCAUUUUCUUUGAAUUUUUUGUUCAGAAUGACCAGUGCCAGUCUACGGCCGGACAAAGCAGGUGGAUGAAAAGCACAGAUAACGAAUGGACUUCCCAUUAUCUUCAGUUGGGUCAUGGGAAUAAUGUCCUGUACUGGAGAACUACAGGGUUCUCAAUGGACACCAGCGAUCCGAAGCCAGUUCUUGUUAAGAAUAUUAUCAUCACAGGAGUUGCAUACACGUCCGAGUGUUUCCCCUGCAGGCCUGGUACCUACACCUCCAAAAGGGGCUCUUCGGUCUGCAAUCCCUGUCCCAAGAACACAUACUCGAACAAGGGAGCUACAGUCUGCCAGCAGUGUGACCAAGACAAAUACUCAGAUACAGGAUCAGGGGCAUGCCAACAGCGUUCCCCUUGCACCCAGCAAGACUAUUUCUACACACACACCCCUUGUGAUGCCAACGGACAGACCCAACUCAUGUACAAAUGGAUUGAGCCAAAAAUCUGCAGUGAAGAUCUGAAAGGAGCAGUCAAGCUGCCAGCCUCCGGCGCUAAGGUCGCAUGCCCACCUUGCAACCCGGGCUUCUUCCACACCAACAGCUCCACUUGUGAGCCCUGUCCCUAUGGAUCCUACUCAAACGGAACAGAGUGUGAUAAGUGCCCUGCUGGAACAGAGCCUAUACUGGGCUUUGAGUACAAGUGGUGGAAUCAGAUGCCAGCUAACAUGAAGAGUCUGGUUAGUGGAGAACACAGUGACUUUGAAGGACAAGUCGCGUGGGAGGCUGCUGGAGAAUACAUCUACACACCUGCUGUGUCUGCUAACGAUUACAUGAUGCUGGUCAUGACUCUUUCUGGAUUUAGAUUGCCACAGCAUGUUGCAACAGACUCGGAGAACACAGAACUUGCAAGGGUAACGUUUGUCUUUGAGACAAAAUGCACAACUGACUGUCAGUUCUACUUCUUGGCGGGUGAAAAUGAAAGAAUGAACACUCUUGUGGAGCAGUGGAGCCGCUCCAAGGAAAAGCAGUCUUACUCAUACGUUGUGAACUCAAACUCUACUGUCAUGUUCACAUGGGCUUUCCAGAGAGCUGCAGGCUUUUCAAACGAAUCAAGAUACAAUACUGAUGUUGCCAAGAUCUACUCUAUCAAUGUGACCAAUGCCAUAAACGGAGUGGCCUCAAGCUGUCGCCACUGCGCCCUGGGCUCCUCAAAGACAGCAUCUUCAUGUGUCCCCUGCCCCUCUGGACACUACAUAGAGAAGGACAGCAGUGCCUGCCGCCAGUGUCCCCCAAACACAUUCCUGAGCCGGGAGCAGCCCUACGGAGAGGAGGCAUGCGUUCCCUGUGGACCGAAGACACGCAGCAACAUGAUGCACACCACUUGUUUCAGCGACUGCAAGUUUGCCUUCCCCGACGGUGAGCGGACACUGCAGUACGACUUGAGUCAUCUGCCCACCAGAACCACCUUCAACAGUGGACCCAGUUUCACACCCAAAGGACUGCAGUACUUCCAUCAGUUCAGUGUUAGCCUUUGUGGAAAUGAGGGUAAGAAACUGGCUUCCUGCGUCGACAACGUCACCAACGCCAGGACAGUGAGCUCUUACGCAUGCCAGUCUACCAUCAUACCUUCUGAUGUGAGGGGUGUGAAGACGGUAGUGUCCUCUCAGCCCGUCAGCCUCGCAGAUCGGCUCAUAGGGGUCACCACUGAAACCGUGCUUGACAACAUCACCUCUCCUGCUGAUCUGUUCCCUACCAAAAGCAGGAUACCUGAUGUCAUAUUCUUCUACAGGUCUUCUGAAGCAACCCAGUCUUGUAAGAACGGGAGGGUUACCACAAUAAGAAUGAGAUGUGACACAGCAGGAUCGGCAGUGCUUUCAGUGCCAAGCAAAUGCCAGGAAGGAACCUGCGAUGGCUGCGCUUUCCACUUCCUGUGGGAGACGGCAGACGCCUGCCCUCUGUGUUCAGAGAACGAUUAUCACAAGAUCGUGAGUGCCUGUAUCCAGGGAAUACAGAAAACGACCUACGUGUGGCGCGAGCCCAGACUGUGCACGAGAGGAGCCGCUUUGCCUGAGCAGACAGUGAACGCCUGCAAGACUCUAGACUUCUGGCUGAAGCUGGGACUCUCCACCGGAAUCAUUGCAGCUCUCUUACUGGUGACGGUAUCCUGUUACUUCUGGAAGAAAACGCAAACGUUAGAGUACAAAUACUCCAAGCUAGUGAUGAACUCCAGCCUGAAGGACUGUGAGCUGCCAGCUGCAGACAGCUGUGCCAUCAUGGAGGGAGAGGACGGGGAGGACGAUUUGAUAUUCUUAACCAAAAAAUCCAUCUUCGGGAAGAUCAAGUCAUUUACCACUAAGAGGACAUCAGAUGGGUUUGACUCUGUUCCAUUGAAAUCCUCUUCCGAACACAACGACAUGGAAUUAUAGACCCUGCCAUCACCCCUGUGCUGUCACAGGGAACACACUGCCUGUGUGUGAAUAAUACACUUAGAAGGGAAGAUCUGAACUGGCCUUACGUUUUAAAAGUGACCUUACGUGUUUACACUUGACAAGCGUCUUUUUUCUAUUUUCUUUAAUACCACUUUUUUUUACUUUCAUUAAAAGGGAACUUAAAUCCUUAAAACCUUAAAGUAAAAAAAAAAAAUAUUAUUAUUUAUAAGUCCUGGAAUCUAGAUGAAGAUGACCAGAGAUGUGCUCAGAAGAUUUCAUAUUUCAUAUCCGAAAAAAAGGGAACACAUUUAUUCAACAACCUGAGCUUUCAUUUUUAAUGCAUUUUAUAACCUUGUUAUUUUAAUAUGGGUAACAUUUGAACACGAAUGCUGUUAUGUGAGAUGCCAAUUUCAAAGUGCUUUUUACAAUACAGGGAUCCUUUUUACUGUUUAGUAUUGUGUUAUUUUAGUUUUUUAGCAAUAUCAAUGAAAACGGACAGCUCUGAAUACUCUAGAAUGCUGAAGAAACCUUAUGCUUUUGUACUAGAUUCUCUAAAUGUUUAUCUUUUGUAUAUUUUUCCUGAACUGUUUCCCCUGAAGUUAUUAAGUAAUGUAUAUGCUGCGUUUGUUAAGUAGGUAUGAUGCCAGCCUGUUUGUUAGCAGUUGUUUCUGCUUGUGUUAUCCAUAACUUCAAAAUGCCCAGUCAGGUAGGUGAAUGUUUGAGCCAGUCCUUCAGUACCCUAUAAAGACACAAGCCAAACCCUUUGUAUGUUUGACUGGCUGUCUUAGUAGUUUUUCCUUUAUGCAUUCAUUGAUUUAAACAAAGGGAGGUAUUUUAGCAGCAGAGUGAAGCUCUUACAUUCAUACUGUCUUGCAGACGAUAAGACUCUGAGUCAUGUCAUAAAUAAUUAGCACAUCUAGUCUGCAGGGCAUUUCCUUCCUGGAAAAUCUCAGGGCUGUCCUUCCUGUAAACUGUACACACAGAAGUGGAGAAACGUCCCAUAGAUUCCAAGUGUUACUGAGUAUAUAUAUAUAUAUAUAUAUAUAUUAUACACAAUCCCUACUGGCAUUGUUUAAAACAUCAAUAUAAAUGGCCUUUUAAAGAGAGUGUAUAUUCUUAAAGAAAUGCUCUGUUUAAAUCUUCAGUAUAAAGCAGAUAUUUAUUCAGAGGCUAAACCUGCACUAUGUAACCCUUUGUAAUGGAUUUGACUACAGCCUAAUAUUAGCUUUUAGAGGUACGAAUGUAUUUUUUGAUGUUGAAAUUAGUUUUAUUCCACCUACUUGUUGAAAUAUCUUGACACAGAAAAGGGUUGUUAUUUUCUAUGGAAGCUUUUUUUUUUGCUGGGGAAAUAAAAUACUUUAUUUACACUU
Molecule: messenger RNA, 4733 nt
Organism: Acipenser ruthenus (sterlet)
Lineage: Eukaryota; Metazoa; Chordata; Actinopteri; Acipenseriformes; Acipenseridae
Product: endosome/lysosome-associated apoptosis and autophagy regulator 1
Exons: 22
Coding region: 394-3360 (988 amino acids)
Biological process (GO): positive regulation of vacuole organization; autophagosome assembly
Cellular component (GO): extracellular exosome; late endosome; lysosome
Source: RefSeq, a predicted model, not a curated record